Lingula anatina is the source of this 549-nucleotide messenger RNA. Its product is annotated as sarcoplasmic calcium-binding protein-like. Lineage: Eukaryota; Metazoa; Brachiopoda; Lingulata; Lingulida; Lingulidae. The record is from RefSeq and is a predicted model, not a curated record.
AUGUCAGCAAGCGCGCCAUAUCCCGAGUUCUGGGUCCGCAAAAUGCGCUCAGUUUUUGUAAUGUUCGACCACGACUUGGACGGCGUUGUCAAAAAGAAUGAUUUUGUGGACUUUUGCAUCGCUAGAGCUAAGUGUCUCCUCAAACAAGAACAAAUUGACACGUUUAAAGACCAAAUCAACAACGCUUGGGAUUAUUUCUGGGCUGGGCCGGAGAAGAGAGUGAACGUAACUCUUAGGGACUGUAUCUACAACCACGCGCGCACUUUUCGCGAACCAACUUUUCAAGAAGAGCAGAGAAAGUGGUUAUAUGUCUAUUUCGACACAGUCGCAGACAAAAAUGGCCACGGUUAUAUUACCAGAAAGGAAUAUGAAGAGUUCCUGGGCCUUUUUGGCGUACACCCUCUAUCUGUCCCUCCGUCGUUUGAGGCCUUAGACACAGAUGGUGAUGGUCAGAUCAGCAAAGAAGAGUUCGUGAAUGCUGCCGUUGGUUUCUUCUGCUGCACUGCAGACACCCCGGCAAAGUUGUUUAUGGGUCCGUUCUUGGCUUAA